GCGUCAGCUGUGCAAAUUGACAGCUUGUGACUGUGCACAAUCGCAAAGGCGAAUAUUCGAACACAGCAAAUGAUGCUGUUUAUUUCUAUUUUAAAUGAAGUAAUUUAAAACAUUGAACAUGGCCACGUUAAGCGACACCUUUCGUACCAACUGGCUGAUUGCAACCUUUGGCCUGGGCUUAUUUGUCGCCGGCUCUGUUGUGCUCUACUGGAACGAAGGAAGAGCGGUACACACGAUGUUGGCUUUGGAUGAGGCUUACGCAGACAUCUAUUCUAUGCAGUUUACCGAGGAGGAGCAGGAGAUGAGCUUUGAAAAUCGUAUUGUACAUCUAUCAGGGCCGAUCAUAUGUGGAGAGCCGCUCACCGAGCCCGACUACAAUAUACAGUUAAUGGCAGUGAAACUAAGGCGCCGCGUUCAAAUGUACCAAUGGGUGGAGGAGACAGUGGAGCACAAUUUCGGCGAAACUGUGGGCACAGAGUCGGACACACGCAGCUAUUACUAUACACGAGAAUGGCGUGACAAGAUUGUGGAGUCGCGCCACUUCUACAAUCCUCAUGGUCAUACGAAUCCACAACGUUUCCCCAUCGAAAGCGCCGUUCAAGUGGCCGAUGCGGUUUACAUAGGCAAAUAUGAGCUGGGGCCAGCUGUGAAGAACAAGUUCAACAACUACCAUGAGCUGACCUCGGAUAUAAGGCCGGACGACAGUGGUAUCAAGCUGCAUCUGGGUCUGUACUAUCACACCAGCGAUGUGUUCAAUCCAGAAGUCGGCGAUCUUCGCCUGCUCUUCACCUACGCUGGACUGGAGGGCGAACUCUACAGCGUGGUGGGUCGCUUGCAAGGCAACAAAGUGGAGCCCUAUGUCACUAGUCGUGGUGUGCAUGUGCUGCUCGUCUACCCAGGCGAGAUUAGUGCCCUGGAGGUAUUUCGACUGGAGUACAGGACGCAGGUGCUGCAUACCUGGUGGUGGCGUUUCAUAGGCUGGCUCCUGAUUUUCUUUGGCGUCAGCUGCAAUACAAAGCUGCUGAGGGUUGUCUUGCUCCGUGUGCCUUUGUUGAUUGGCUUGGCGCCCGAUUCUCACUAUCCGAUAACUGGGAACUUUUUGAUCGCCUUUUCGCUCUCGUUGACGAUUGCCGCGGUGGCCUGGAUACUGCAUCGUCCUGUGAUUGGGGCCUGCCUGUUCCUGGCGGGCGCCUCGCCCUACGUUUGGCUAACGCGCAAUCUCGUGGAUUAUCAGCGAAUGGAUUAAUCCGUUAUGUUCUCGUAACUAUUUACACAUAACUUACUUGUUUUAGUGCCAUCAAUGUCAAUAAAAAACUGAAUAACACUUAAAA
Drosophila hydei is the source of this 1331-nucleotide messenger RNA. It is a transcript of the gene Tmem43, whose product is annotated as transmembrane protein 43 homolog. Gene Ontology annotation, cellular component: nuclear inner membrane. The record is from RefSeq and is a predicted model, not a curated record. Lineage: Eukaryota; Metazoa; Arthropoda; Insecta; Diptera; Drosophilidae. The transcript is spliced from 2 exons. Bases 119 to 1246 code for a protein of 375 amino acids. Gene Ontology annotation, biological process: nuclear membrane organization.